CCGUGCAGCCCGUACGUCGCAAUUGCCCUUGAAAUUGAAAUCAUUGAUAUAGUUACAUAUCUUGUAAAAUAUUACAAUUUGUGUAACUAUUUUUAUGCAUCUGAUAUACUCCAACAUGGAUAUGCACUAUAUUGUAAUUUAUAGUUAAUUUACAGAAUUCGUUGGCGUCUAUUUUAGCAACAGGGAGGUUGGAGGUUCAGACUGAACGCGACUGUUUCGGAUAACACUAUGGCGGGGAAUUCGAAAGAGCAGCAACUGUCUCUGCGCGUUUACAACAGCCUUCAGCGCUUCGGAUGCCCUUUGGUUGAUGGUCUAUACCUGAGAGAAGCGGACAGUAUGCAAGAUCUUCUGUGUAAGCCUUCGCAACAUCGCAUGGAUAUACUGAAAUGGAUUUGCGUCAGAAUCUGCCCAUCCCUGAAAGAGAAAUUCUCUGCAAUGAAAUCGUCGCAGACUGAGGAAGUGGUAAAAGAAAUCACACGAUUUGGGCAUGAAAUGAUGCUGUGUAAAGCCGAUGACCAGGAGCUAAUCAAGGGAUGUGCCACCUCUUUAAAACAGCUUUUGUUUUUGGAAGAACUUUUAAUGAUUGCCAAGGACAGCAACUACACAUCUCAAGAAAAAUCUGGAGAUGAAGAUGUGAGGAAUGAGGGUCUUCUGGGAGAUCUAAUGUCUCCCGAUCACCUGCCUGACCUGAUUCAGCUGAUGAAUCCUGUUUGCACACCCUGGUCUGCGCACAUACGGGAGCACCUGAGAGUCUCUCAGCCUGCUCAGUCCAAGGGGAACCGUGGAAAAGGGAGUGAUUUCAAUAACAGUAGUCCGCAUCAUUCAGGCCUUGGUAAACUUGGUGAUGGCAAUUUAGGCGAAGCCACAGCCCUCCUGCAAUCCACUCAGAAUGCUUUAGAGGAACUCCGCAAAGAGUGUGACUUCCUGCAGUCUAACCCGCAAAGCUCUGGGGUCUCGCUGUCGCCCUGUGCUCUAAAAGUGGCAAUAUCAGACAUGGCUCAGCUCAUGAGUGCCUUCAGCCAGGUCUACAGCACAGACUUUAAGGACUACUGUCAGAGAGCACCUCCUGUCCUCAGUCCCAGCGCACAGGUCUUCCAGUGUGUACAUCAGCUCCUGCACCGCUGCAACAUGGAGCUGGAGGCGCUGCAGCAGCUGUCAGAAACCUCAUCCUCAGUGAUGAAGACAAUGAGACGAAUACAGGCAGACCGGCAGUACUGGGCCAAGGGAGAGAAGCAGACACUGUCUGACCAAUUGGAGUCGUUGAGGAAUAGAUACACUGCUUUUCUGUCACAUCACCAUUCAUAACAAUUUUAGAACUCACUUUUCCUAGUUUUGGCCUGAAUUUCUACUGUAGCAUGAGUCAUAACAAUGUAUAAUGUUUUCAAAGCUUAUUCAUGUUUCUGCUGUUCAAUUUCACUUUGUAAAUAUUUUGUACUCAUUCAUCAGUAUUUUACUUAAAUAGAAUUAUGAGCUUAUGAUGUUCUAUGAUGAAUAAACAUCUGUAUUAUGACAAACUGUCACAAUAGGGCAAAAAUUGUGUGUUGUGAAGAUCUUUUGUUAGUGAUUUAAAAAGUGACCUGAUGUAUUAAAGGAAUUACAUUUCUA
This is a messenger RNA of Electrophorus electricus (electric eel), 1605 nucleotides long. RefSeq names its product HAUS augmin-like complex, subunit 7 (gene haus7). Gene Ontology annotation, biological process: microtubule organizing center organization; spindle assembly. Gene Ontology annotation, cellular component: HAUS complex. Gene Ontology annotation, molecular function: microtubule minus-end binding. The record is from RefSeq and is a predicted model, not a curated record. Lineage: Eukaryota; Metazoa; Chordata; Actinopteri; Gymnotiformes; Gymnotidae.